AUGAGACCUGCAGACGUCAACGAGGAAAACAAGGACGAAGUCUGGACGAGGGUUUGCGGAUACCCUUUGAGCACAUUCCCGAAACCUGAAUUUAAGGUGGGCUCAUGUCAAAGUGGAGGUAAAACAUAAAACAUUAGAAAAGGAUAUGAACUUAAUUUCGAUGACGAGCUGUAUGUCAUCACGGUGGUGUUUCGUGGAGAUCCGAAUAUGUAGUAAUAUCUUAAAGAUCCGGAGGAUGGAGAAGACAUCAUCGGAAGAUAUUAUGAACAGGGAUUAUCUUUGGACAUAAAUAAAGAUGGAAACAGAAAUGGGUUACUUAUUUAGCGAUCGACCGGAAGGCGAAGCCGGAGAAGAAGGAGAAGCCGAAACGUCAUUUAUCGAAGACAACGACCUACCUGUAACGUCAUUUGACGAGCUCCUAAAUAAUGCUAAUCAAAACUUAGAUGAAGCAAUGAUUGCCAGUUUCCGUGAGGAGAACGAAGAUGACAGAUAUAAGAAAAGGAGAGAGCAAACGGACAAACUAUACCUCGUCGGAACAUUCGAUGAAAUAAAAUGA
Messenger RNA from Paramuricea clavata, 556 nucleotides. NCBI's taxonomy places the organism in Eukaryota, Metazoa, Cnidaria, Anthozoa, Malacalcyonacea, Plexauridae. The record is from the annotation of a GenBank genome assembly.